AUGGCGGCGGUACUGCAACAGAUACUGGAGCGUACUGAGCUCAACAAACUCCCCAAACCUGUCCAGAACAAGCUGGAGAAGUUCUUUUCGGACCAGCAAUCAGAAAUAGAUGCACUCAAAGCCCGUCACGAGCGAUUUAAAGUAGAUAGUGAGCAACAAUACUUUGAGGUUGAGAAGCGACUGGCUCAGAGUCAGGAUAAGCUUGUGUCUGAAUCGCAGGACCGUCAUAGACUACAAGAGGAGCUCAAUAAGCAGAAUGAGGAAUUGAAGGCUAUGAAGGAGAAGAUUAAAGAAUAUGAAACAUCACAAGAGAGUUUUUCAUUAAAACAGAGUCAACUUACUAGAACUAAGGAUGAGCUUGAGGCUGAAAAACGGGAACUGGUCAGAAAACUUGAGAAAAGUUCCCAGGAGGGGCAACAUCUUGGUGAGGACCUGAGACGCUUGAAUACAAAACUUGCGGAAACAAAUACUGCAAAGAUGGAACUCCAGUUGAAACUUGAUGAACUUCAGUCUUCAGAGGUUUCGAUCAAGUACCGUGAAAAGCGACUGGAGCAGGAGAAGGAGCUGUUUCAGAGCCAGAACACCUGGCUAAACGCUGAGCUGUCCGCCAAGACUGAUGAGCUGCUUUCUGUCUCCCGUGAGAAAGGAAAUGAAAUCCUGGAGCUUAAAUGCAACCUGGAGAACAAAAAGGAUGAGGUUACCAGACUGGAAGAGCAAGUGAGCACCCUAAAAGCAUCCAACGAGAACUUCCAGAAUCAAGUAGAGGACCUGAUGGCCAAAUUGAAAGAUGCAAAGGAACAGCAGGCCAGCAUGGAAGAAAGGUUCCGCAAUGAACUCCAUGCACAAAUCAAACUUUCUAAUCUGUAUAAGAGCUCUGCAGCAGAUUCUGAGUCCAAGGCUGGUGAGCUAACCAGGGCAGUGGAGGAGCUCCACAAGCUGCUAAAGGAAGCUGAAGAAGCCAACAAAGUGACUGAACAACGGCAGACAGAAAUAGAGGCCUCCAAAGAAAGCAUGGAAGCAGAGCUAAAAGAAAAGAUUGUUAAUUUGGAGAAAGAGCUGGACAAUGCCAAUGACCUGCUUUCUGCAUUUAAACGGAAAGGUGUGGCUGCACUUACAGAGGAUGAGUUGACAACAAUGUCUCCCACUGCAGCAGCUGUAGCAAAAGUAGUAAAACCUGGAAUGAAAUUGACAGAGCUCUAUAAUGCCUAUGUGGAAACUCAGGAUCAGUUGCUGUUGGAAAAACUGGAGGUCAAACGUGUUAACAAGUGCCUGGAUGAGAUUGUACAGGAAGUUGAGGCCAAGGCUCCUAUCCUGAAACGCCAGCGUGAGGAGUAUGAGCGCAUGCAGAAGUCUGUUGCCAGCCUUUCUGCUAAACUAGAGCAGGCUAUGAAGGAAGUUCACAGACUCCAGAAAGAUAGUGAUGAGGCCAACAAGCGUUCCUCUGUGCUGGAGAGGGACAACCAAAGAGCUGAGCUCCAGCUGACUGACAUGUCUCAACAGAUUAGAGUUUUGCUGAUCGAGCUGGAGGAGGCAAGAGGGAACCAUGUGAUCCGCGAUGAUGUUGGUGAAGAGGUGAGCUCUGCUGACAUCAGCAGUACCUCUGAGGUCAUAUCUCAGCGCCUUGUCACCUACCGCAAUAUUGAGGAACUGCAGCAGCAGAACCAGCGCCUCCUAGUGGCAUUGAGAGAACUUGGAGAGGCACAGGAGAAGGAAGAGCAAGAAACCACAUCUUCAAAGGUUGCAGAGCUGCAGUUGAACUUGGAGAAAGCUCUAAGUGAGCUGGAACGACUUCGGGACGGCCGCAAUCACCAGAUGCAGCUGGUGGAGUCCAUCGUACGCCAGCGAGAUAUGUACCGCAUCCUGCUGGCACAGACCACAGGAGUCUCCUUCCCUAUGCAGAGUGUUUCAGAAGAGAUCGCUCUGACCUCCACUCCUCGACGCUCUCCUGGAGUUACUCCAACAGUGUCCACUCCAGCUCAGAUGUCCACGUUACAGUCAACUGAAUUGGUCGAAGCCAGGGCAGCACUUAAACAGCUACAAGAAGUAUUUUCAAUGAACAAGAAGGAGAAAGCUGAAAAUGAUAAAAUCCUCAAUGAACAUAGCGAGAAGCUGCAAGAGCAAGUCACUGAACUGCGUUCUCAGAACACCAAAAUAUCCACCCAGUUGGAGUUUGCUUCCAAGCGUUAUGAGAUGCUGCAGGAUAAUGUCGAUGGAUACCGACGUGAGAUUGCAUCAAUGAGGGAGAAGUGUGAAAAGCUGUCCGCCACUACCCAGAAACAGGAGCAGAUCAUCCACACCAUGACCCAGGAUCUCCGUGCUGUCAAUGAGAAGCUGGCUGUAGCCGAGGUCAGAGGUGAAAACAUUAGAAAGGAAAGGGAUAUGCUGAAGAUGGUGGAAUCAAGGCUUUCUCAAGAGAAGGAAUCUAUUCUUGCAGAACAGAGGGGACAGAACCUUCUGUUAACUAACCUCCAGUCCAUUCAGGUGACGCUGGAUCGCUCUGAGACGGAGACCAAACAGCGAUUUAACAACCAGAUUGAGAAACAAGAGAGGGAGAUAAUCCAGCUAAAAAAGAAACUGGAAUAUGAGGUGGAGCAGAGACACUUGCUUGGCAGAAACCAGGAUUUGCAGCUGCUAGAAGCUAAGAAGGAGCUUGAAACACAAGGAGCCAUGCACCUCCAAACCAAGGAGCUGCUGAAAAAUGCAGAGAAGGAGAUUGCUACACUGAGACAGCAGAUCAGCAAUGCUGAAUCCCAGCUAGCAUCACAGGUGUUGCAGGGAGCUGGUACUAAAGGACCCCAGGGUGCAGAGAAGGACUUUGAGGAUCUUUGCACUCGCCUCAGGCAGGCAGAGGAACAGAACAAUGACCUGAGGGAGCGCCUGAAAACAUCCACCAGCAAUGUAGCGCAGUACAGGUCCAUGGUGCUUAGUCUGGAGGAGUCUCUGAACAAGGAGAAACAGGUAACUGAUGAAGCUCGCACCACUAUUGAGGCUCGUCUGAAAGAGUCUCGCGAGUAUCAAGUACAGCUGGAGAAGAAACUGGUUGAAGCAGAGAAGGAAAAACAGGAACUGCGGGAGGAGAAGCGCAAAGCCAUUGUGAAUCUGGAAGAGCAGAUGUCUGAGCUGAAGAAAAACCUGACCAACAUCCAGGCAGAGCUCCAGGAUGCCAUUCAGAGGGCAGCUGUAGCCUCUUCACAUGAGCAGACGGCCACCCAGGACAGCCAGCUGCAGGCUAAGCUAGCUGCGGAGUCCCAGAAUAAGUAUGAGCGUGAGCUGAUGCUGCAUGCUGCUGAUGUGGAGGCCCUCCAAGCAGCUAAGAAACAGGUGUCUCAGACCUCCCAGAUGCGGCAGGAGCUGGAGGAGAAAGCACAGAGAGCCCAGGCACAACUUCUGGAGGGCAAGAUAUCCUGGGAGGAGCAAGAAAGGAUACUGAAGGAUGAGGUGUCCAAGCUGGCAUCUCGUUGUGAGGAUCUACAGAAGCAAAACAAUCUGCUACAUGAACAGGUAGAAAGCCUAGGCAAUAAGAUGGUGGCCUCUGUACAGCAAGUUACCCAAGAGAGCAAUCUGAACAUCUCCCUGAGUGAGGAAGGAAAAUCCCACGAGCAGAUCCUCGAGAUUCUCAGGUUUGUCCGCCGGGAGAAGGAGAUUUCGGAGACCAGGUACGAAGUGGCUCAGGUGGAGAGUUUGCGUCACUGCCAGCGAGUUGAGCACCUGGAAAGGGAGCUUAAGGAGCUGCAGGACAGUCUGAAUGCAGAGCGGGAGAAAGCACAGGUCACAGCUAAGACUCUAGCUCAGCACGAUGUGCUCAUGAAGAAGACUGAUUCCAUGAACGUCCUUGUGGAGACUAAUAAGAUGCUACGGGAGGAGAGGGAGAGGUUGGAGCAGGAACUUCAGCAGACACAGGCUAAAGUGCGCAAGCUGGAGGCAGAUAUAAUGCCACUACAGGAAUCCAAUGCAGAGCUGAGUGAAAAAAGCGGGAUGCUUCAGGCUGAGAAGAAGCUGCUGGAAGAGGAUAUCAAACGCUGGAAAACUCGCACACAGCACCUGCUAAGCCAACAAAAAGAUGCUGAUCCUGAAGAGUACAAGAAGCUCCAUUUGGAGAAGGAGGCCCACCUGAAGCGCAUUCAACAGCUGACUGAAGAAACUGGCAAACUGAAGACUGAAAUUGCAAGGUUGCAUGCAUCCGUGUCCACAGCACAGAGCCAAGUCAGUAGUCUGAGGGAGAAUCUUGGUAAGGUCUCUACUGAAAAAGAGACACUGCAGAAGGAUCUAGAGGCUAAAGCACUGGAUAUCCAGGAGAAGGCAAAGACCAUCACACAGGUGAAGAAGAUUGGCCGCAGGUACAAGACUCAGUAUGAAGAGCUCAAAGCACAACAUGACAAGUUGGUCACUGAAGCUGCUGCUAAGCCCGUCAUUGAGCAAGAGGCCCAGCAGGCAUCUGCCCAAGAAAUUCAGGAUCUAAAAAAUACUCUUGGCCAAGCAGAGACUAAAGUCAAGGAGCUGCAGGGAGAGGUUGAAAGUUUGCAGAAGCUGGCUAGCAAGCGUGAGGCGGAGGUGAAGAGCGUCCAGGAGCAGCUCUCCAAACUGCAGCCAGAGUUGAGCCGACUGCGCCAGGACCUUCAGGAGAAAUCCGCCCAGGAGGAGCAGCUGCGCCAGCAAAUGACAGAGAAAGAGGAGAAGACCAAGAAGGCAUUCAUGGGGGCAAAGCAAAAGAUAAACCAGCUGAUUGGUGCCAAGGAGCAGCUGUCGAAAGAGAACGAUGAGCUGAAGCAGCACAGGGAGGAGCAGGAGGUGCGAAUGAGUGCCCUGAAAUCCCAGUAUGAAGGCAGGAUCUGCCGUCUGGAGAGAGAGCUUCGUGAUCAGCAGGAGAGGCACCAUGAGCCAAGGGAUGAGCCCCCGGAAACACCCAGCAAGGCUCAAGAACAGCAAAGGCAAACUGAGCAGAGGCAAAUCUCACUGAAAACCACACCUGCCUCUGUUGAUAGGGGGAGUGCUAGCUCUUCAGAGCCACCUACAGCCAACAUUAAGCCCACUCCUCUGGUUCCAACUCCUAGCAAAGCAGCUGCCAUUCCUGGUAACAAGUCCACUCCGAGAGCCAGCAUCCGUCCAAUGAUCACCCCACCAACCACCACUCCCACAGCCACCGUCAUGCCAACAACUCAGGUGGAGACCCAGGAAGCCAUGCAGUCUGAAAGCCCAGUGGAACAUGUCACUGUGUUUGGCAGUGCCAGCGGAUCAGUUCGCUCUACAAGCCCCAAUGUUCAGACUGCCCUGUCCCAGCCCAUUCAUACAGUGCAACAACAGAAUCAAGCCACAGCCUUUGUACAGCCCACCCAGCAGAGCCUGCCACAGAUCGAGCCAGCCAGUCAGGAACCAGCCCCAACCCCAGCCCCCUCACCCGCCAUGGUGGAGGCAGUGCAGAGCACCCAAGUCGACAGGCCUUCCACCUCCACUGCUGUUUUCGGAACAGUUUCAGCUACACCCGGCUCUUCAUUGUCCAAGCGUCCUCGUGAAGAGGAAGAUGAAAACACAACUGAUGUCACAGAGCCAGUGCAGGAGGAAACUGGUGAUCAACCUCUUCCAAAGAAGCUGCGAAUCAUUCAGAGAGUUGACCCUGAGGAGGAGGUCAUAGCAGAGAGCACUGAUAUUGAAAUAGAAACUCCAGCAGAAGGCCAGGAAUCCCAAGAAUCUGCACAGCUGGUUAUUGAAGAGGUGUACACUCCCCUAGAGGACAGUGAGGUGCUUUCACAUCCGUCUGUCCGUGUGGACAUGGUCUCACCUCUUACAGGGCAGCAGAACACCCAAGAGACUCGGGAGGAAAAGCAGCAUGAUGUCAUUGUGAUCGACACAGACAGCGACACAGAGGGGGAAGAGAAUGAUGAAGGAGAAGAGCAGGAGUACGAGGAGGACGAAGAUGAGGAGGAUGAAGAUGACACUGGGAUGGGAGACGAAGGGGAGGAGAGCAAUGAAGGAAGUGGGAGUGCAGACGGGAACGAGGCUUAUGAAGGAGAUGACACAGAGCAGGGCGCUGACGCGACAGACCCCGGCACAGAAAAUGAGGAGAGUCUAGGAGCAACCGAGAUGAGCCAAAGAGUGGCAGAUUCACAGGACAGCGUUAUGUUUGUUCUGUCAGGCGAAGGCAGCAGCAGUACCACCGAGUCCCCCUUCUCUAGUGAGCCACCCAGAGAGCCACUGCAGCCAGCUCCGAACAGCACUGACAGACCAGCCCCUCUGCACCCUCAGUCGCCACGGAGACACCUGCACUCCCUGCCACCCAGUCUGACCAUACAGGCUCCACAGGUGCACAACGCUACUGAGCACUCGCAAGCCAAGAAAUAACAUUCAAGCUUCUCUUUUGUAACCACUUCCUUCAGUUUAUACUGAAGACCAGAUUUUGCGUCUCCCUCCCCCCCAUUGAUUAAAACUGCAGUGUGUAACGUUUCAUAUUUCUAAUUGGUAAUUUUUUAAGCUUGGUAAUUUUGAAUGUUGUAAACAAAACUACAAUCAAAACCUUUUAUAAAACCAAUAGGGCAUGUGCCUGGGACAGAUUUAUUGUCGCUUUCAAUCAUUCAUAAAUAUUGAAACUGUUUUGAGGAUUUGCAUGAAAACAAGGUGUCGGCAUAAUAAUUGCCUCCUUUAUUACUCCUCUGAGGGCAAAGAUUUGGUGGCUGUGGAAUCCCUUAGGAGGGAAAGAUGAGCUUAUUUACCAGGCAGAUUGGGGAGUAUUAUAAUGCAGCUGCUUGUACAUGUACAGUAAACUGGAAAUGUUCAGUCUACAUUGCUGAUGAUCUGGCAUUUUUACAAAGCACACAGAUAUAACAUCAGUUAUAUGGAAUUGAUUGAGGUAAUUUAUUAACCACAGUUUUUAAUAUGAUUUUGUUAAUCUUACCUAUGGCAAAUGUGAAUCUGUUCUACUAAGUUGAGAUGUAAUUAGAGCUGGGAAAAAUAUCAGAUUAUUUGAACAAAUAUUUUUUGUCAUGUAUUCCGAUACAAAAUUCAGAUGUUCAUGUUCGCUAGAAAUUACAAAAAUAACUUGCACUUAUUUACCGCUACAGUUUCAAACAUGGCAAAUGAAAAAGAGCUCUGUGUGACAUGCGUUUAAAAAUAAAUAAACAAACACAGGAAUCAACACAGCAGCUCUAUUUAAAAGUUUUUGACUGCAAAAAGUAAAACCAGAUUAUGCGCGUGCAAGCAUAGUGCUCUCUAUGGAAAGCUAUCUGGGUCAAGAAAGUGUGCUUCUUUAGGGUGAAUUAGAAUCUCAUGACAGAAAAAAAGGCAAGCACGUUAUUCUGAAAUAACUCGCUUAAACAGUGGCCAAUGUGUUGUAACUGUUGUAUAGUGAUUUUUAUAUAGAUUGUAUAUAUUAUAUAUUUUUCGUUGCUACUUUAUGUGGAAUGUAAUAAAACCUUAAUUUUACAAUGCCAUUUCCACAUUGUUUUAUUUGAAGUGUUUAAAGUUAAAUUUAAAGUUUGUUUGUUUUCAUUCAGCUACAAUAAGGCACAAGUAAACAUGUUACUUUAUGAAAAUAUGUCUAUGGCCACUGUUUACUGUGAAGAAAUGACAAGGAAUUACAAAAAAAAAAUUCUGACAUAGGUCGUGCUAGCCUUUUUAAAUAUGUGCAUUUGUAAAAAGCAUACCAUCUCAAAAUCUCUGUUUUCAACCAUAACAUCGGCAUAUUGCAUCAACAUUAGUUAUAUUUUUCAAUGUAACAAAGUUAACAUGCAAAACAGUACACGGUAUAAAUGGUAGAAAAAGACAGACAAGCUUACCAUGAAACAUUUUCCUUUGAAAAGGCCCAUUCACGACUUAAAUCAGUGUUGUGUAACAUGUACCAAUGUCUCUGCAGGUAGCUGUCAACAUAACUAUUUUACAGUUUUGCUGUUUUUAAAAGUUCUUGAAAUGUUCCUUUUAGCACCCAAGUCAAAUGACUUGUGCUCUUUCCAAAUCAAAGUCUUAAUUCUCAGGAGCUUCCAUUGAAAUUGUCAUGUUUUAGAUGAUCAUCACUUAAACGAGUGUUUGCUGGUCUGCACUGUGCUCUGACAGCUAAAUCCCUGUUCUGCUGGUACACAAGAUACAGGUAUUGUAAUUGUAAUUGCUGCAAGUUGUGUGAAAGCAGGAAAGAUGUUGGAAUAGUUCUGCAGGCCUCAUCCAUAGUCUUAGCCAUGAUUUUUUGAGUAUUUUACUUGUCCAAAUUCUUGGCUGAGUGUCAACAGGUAAGAUGCUGUGAUACAGAUUACUGAGUCACUCUAAUACCAGGGAUGUGUGCAGUGCUACAUAGGAUACUGAGACCUCCACUGCUGUUAUUUUUAUUUUUAUUUUUUAUUUUUUUAAAAGAGGAUGCAGGGAGCAGUGGAACCAUUUUUACACGUUGCAUUGCAUAAAACUACUUCAUGAUAUAAACAAAAGUAUUGGAUAGGGAUGAAAAGGGCAUCUCAUUUCUUUCACAUCUGUGUUUUAGAAACGCACUGCUGUUAUUUUUGUUGUGUGUGUUUUUAUUAAUGUCCUGCGUGUAUAACACAGAAUUCUGUGUAAACGUGACCUCUGGUGUCAACUUUUAUGUACUAUUUAUUUUGGGAAUAAACAAAACGUUUAACUUGAA
This is a messenger RNA of Acipenser ruthenus (sterlet), 8596 nucleotides long. RefSeq names its product nucleoprotein TPR-like. NCBI's taxonomy places the organism in Eukaryota, Metazoa, Chordata, Actinopteri, Acipenseriformes, Acipenseridae. Gene Ontology annotation, molecular function: structural constituent of nuclear pore. The record is from RefSeq and is a predicted model, not a curated record. The transcript has 43 exons. Gene Ontology annotation, biological process: mRNA export from nucleus; protein import into nucleus. Bases 1 to 6336 code for a protein of 2111 amino acids. Gene Ontology annotation, cellular component: nuclear pore.